UAAUUACAUGGACUGGCUUGACUGGAAUUCAGUUUGAACUAAUAACAGCCGAUCGGAGACGCUUUUUCCCAUACAAAACAGUGCUUUCAUGAUGUCUAGUGCUAAGUAUUGGCUGUUGAUAUUUUGGAUUGCACAUCACGUUUCGUUGUCGAUGGAAUCAGACUGUAUUAAAAGCCUUAACUACCAGUUCACAUUAAAGGGCAAAUCGUUCGUCAAUCACACCUUUAAAAUCGCACCUUGCAAACAAGAGAUCGAAUGCCCACUCUACUGCCACCAGACUGGUCGGUGCGUCUCCUACAGCUUCGACGAACAACUGCUUGUUUGCAAUCUUAGUGAUUCUGAUCAUACAAUGCACCCAGAGGACCUGGUGAACACACCUCAUGCUAUCUACAGGAGCAUAAAGCAUAACUGCAACUGUACCAGUAAUAGCAAAAGAUGCAAGCUUAGAGAUAUCACUGGCAAACACAAAUGUGAUUGCAAAUUUGGCUUCGUUGGACAAUAUUGCCAAAAAAAAGCUGAUAUCUUCCAAUCUUGUAAAGAUGCUUUAAGCAGAACCAGGUCGGCCAAAAAUGGUAUGUAUUAUAUUCAAACCAACACAACCGUGACUAAAGUGUACUGUUACAUGGAGAAUAUCACYGGGUGUGGUGGAGGGGGAUGGACUACUAUCAUGAAGACCGAUGGGAAUAAGGCAACGUUUAGAUAUGAUUCCAACUUCUGGACCAAUAAAAGCUCUUAUGUAAUUGUUCAUGGCCAGUCARACUAUGAUGGUGCAAAGGAGACAAAACUUCCAACCUAUUGGACCAUGCCAUUACAAAGUCUUUGUCUUGGAAUGAAGACCAAACUACAUAGCAAGCCUAAAUGGAUUCUUUUGCAAAACAUUUUAAGGUCAAGUACGCUGUAUUCUAUGAUCGCAGACGAUAAAUACAGGAAGUUUGCUGUUGGUCGCAGUCAGUGGAAAUCCCUGCUUUCUGGCUCCUCUUUGCAGUAUGGUUGCAAUCAAGAAGGCUUUAAUUCCAUUACUGAUUCGGAUAAGUUUGCAAAAGUACGGAUUGGAAUAAUUGCGAACGAUAAUAAGCAUUGCACUAUGACAGACUCUCUAAUAGGAUUUGGCGCCCAUGGGAAUGACUGUAAUGUGACAACGGGAAACUGUGGCUGGAUCAAUGCUGACAACGGGGAUAAGAAAAUCGCAGCCUAUGGUAUUAUCUUGGGUCGCUGAUGUCCAUACAAAUAUAUAAAAGAUCUGUUAAUUCAUAGUUCCGACAAAUCAAACUCGUUAUCCGCGCGCGCUGGAUUGGCCAAUCAAAAUACAGGACGCGUAAUGGCAGCCAUGUUGUCCCACAAAAAAUGUCAAGAAGUCGGUGCGGAGGGCGAAGUUGAGAUGGUUUUGAGAUGUUGCUGGGGCACUUGUAAAGCAGAUGAGCGCUAGCCAGCCAGAUGAAAUGGAGGACGAUUUAUUUUGAUUCCCAAGACAAAAACUAGCCUUAGAAAAAUGCUUGAGUUGGGUCAAAAUGUACGGAAAAAGCACGAAGUGCUGAAAGAAAAACUCAUGAAAAAUAAUUAAAUCAUUUCUCUAGGUCUUUUUCAAAUUGACUUAAGAUUGUUUUUAACAAAUGAAACAGAAGAUUUAUUUAAAUUCUAUCGAAAAAUCGUCCGAAGAAUGUCAUUUACAAAAAAUCAUCGAAAGCAUUUGUGGGAGUGGGGCAAGCGCGAGCGUUCGCUUCCCGCGCUUUCUUCUGAUUGGAUAAUCGCACGCUCGCGCUUGAUUUGUCGGAUCUAUGAAAUUUCAAAUAGUGAAGUAUUAGAAAUCCCGAAUUUAAUUAAUUAGACUAAAUAAAAUUCAAGUUUGUUAGAUAUAUAUAGAUAGUUUGUUUAGUAUGACCUUUAAAAGAAAUAAAAGGGCAAAACAUGGU
This is a messenger RNA of Exaiptasia diaphana, 1910 nucleotides long. RefSeq lists its product as uncharacterized. The record is from RefSeq and is a predicted model, not a curated record. Lineage: Eukaryota; Metazoa; Cnidaria; Anthozoa; Actiniaria; Aiptasiidae. The transcript is spliced from 8 exons. Bases 89 to 1216 code for a protein of 375 amino acids. Gene Ontology annotation, molecular function: oligosaccharide binding.